Messenger RNA from Taeniopygia guttata (zebra finch), 9418 nucleotides. RefSeq names its product atonal bHLH transcription factor 7 (gene ATOH7). The record is from RefSeq and is a predicted model, not a curated record. Gene Ontology annotation, molecular function: DNA-binding transcription factor activity, RNA polymerase II-specific; protein dimerization activity; E-box binding. Gene Ontology annotation, cellular component: nucleus. Lineage: Eukaryota; Metazoa; Chordata; Aves; Passeriformes; Estrildidae. Gene Ontology annotation, biological process: axon development; positive regulation of transcription by RNA polymerase II; neural retina development.
UCAAAGAUGAACAGAGAGUCAAUAUUUCACCCAGAGUAGUGGGUUCAGCUGUGGAACAAAGCAGCCAAGCUUCCUUGCACGGUUCUGCCAGAGCAGUGAACAUUGUGCCAGGUUGCCAUGUGUGCCCUGGUCUGUUGUGUCUGUAGAUUCCCUUGUGAAAAAUGUCAGGACAGCUUUUGCAAAUAGCUGAGCAUGUGCAGAUGCAGUUGACCUUGAUAGAUAACUGCAUUUUUAAGCACAUGACAUGUAUAUAAUACUUGGAAAAUCCACUAGCUUUGUAAUAUGUUAGAGUGUUUUUGCUGUUCUAGUGGUGCAGUGGGUUGCAGUAUCAUUCUAGGUGGAAGCUACUUUCAUGAUCUAUCCUGUGCGUGGGCAUACAAAGGUACAUAAUGUAACCAAAUUCAGUAUAUAAUGUAGGUGAGAAAUGGUUACAUGUUCAAGACAUGUUCCUCUAGUUACAUGGCAAAAGCGCUCCUUUCUCCUUUCUGAGAAAGGUUUUUUAAGAGGUUUCUGACUUCCUGUUGUAAAAGCAUGCUUUCAAACAAAGUUAUGCUUGAAAGGGUGUUCUGCAGGAUCACUGGGGAAUGCUCUGCUUUUUGAGCCUCACCUGAGAGAGGUGAGAAGGAUAAUGUGGAACAGAAGAGAAAUGGGUGAAUUGAGGGUAGUAACUGCAGGUAGUAUGGCAGAUCCUGAAGUGUAGUUGGGACAGUUACUUGAGCUCCUAGAAAGAAGAGCUCAGCCCAGAGAGACUGAAGAGGAACAUGAACUGUUCUAAGCACUUUAGAGGAAAAGGUGUCCAGUACCAGUGUGGGAAGCCCCAGGUGAAAUGACUGCAAACUCCUCCUGCAUCUGUAGAUUGUUAUUCCAUUUCCAGUAUUAGUUACUAAGUGUCCCUCCAAGAUACAACAUUCUCUAGCGAAUUGUUGGUUUUGGAUAGUUCUGUAGCUGUGACAGGGAAAAGAGUGCAAAUAACCAAGGCAGGAAAAGAAGUGAUUCUGCACACCAUGGAUUUCUAGUCUGUCUUGUGAGCUGAGUCAAAUGUUACAAGAAAUUGGGCCCUUAAGGAUGGCCAUAUUUUGGUAGUUACCCACCUGCUCUUAAUUAGGCAGCGUACAGCAUGCCAUUCUUUCUGCUUUGCUCAGGGUAAAUGACAGCGGUGAGGAGUCUUGAGGCUUUCAGAAAGGAUCUACCUGAGAGGAGAUAGUUCUGGCUGGAGGGGAGAGGUAAGAUUCUUGUUUUGAUACAUUGCUUCUAUAUGUUUUUAUACAUACAGGUAGAGAAAGUAGAGAGGAAUUAGACUUUAACCAGAAACAUUGCUUGCAUUUCAUUUUAAAUUUAGUAUCAGGUCCCAGUCAAUCCCCACUAAAAGUAAUAAAAGUAAUUAGAUUGUGUUUUCCAUAGUAGUACAAGUGAUAGACAUUCAUAUCUUAGUGGGUGCUGCACUAAUUGCAUCUGAGUUUUUAACCUGAAUACCUAGGAGACAAUUUUGAAUGUGUUUAUGCAUGUAGUCAUAAAUCCAGAAACUAGCUAAUUUCUUUAAUGGCUUGAAGCUCUCCUUUAUUUUCCUAAAAUUAGUGGGUGACUUCAAGUUGCUAAAGUAAUCUGGUUUAUGACUGAACUAGCAUUCUUAUCUGUCUUUUGUUUUUCUCUGAGGGAAACAUAGUAUUUUGGUUAAUGAUACUGGUUUUGAAUUAAAAUAUGACUCGGGAAUAAUGCUGUGAGGAUCAUGGAGUAGCACUAAAUCGGUACCUGUGUAGUUAGAGAAUCAAAGAUGGAAAUUUGAACAACUGGGUAGACACGGAACUUCUUUCUGGUGAUUUUGGUGUUUUUCUGCCUUGAAAUUAUGAGGAGAAAAAACAGUAAAAGGGAUUUUUUUGGAGAAAUGUUUGAUGCACAAUACCCAUGAAAAUAAUAUAAGUUAGGAUUUAAGAAAAGGUUUUAGCACCACAGCAAUUUGUCACAUCAGGAUAUAGUAAUAUCUUUUAAAAUAUUGAUAAUAAUUAAAAAUAUUUCCAGUAGUAAUAUAUAUGAGGAAUUAUUAAAAGUAAAGAGAGGAGGGAAUAAGGUUAUGUAAGAACUAAUUAAGACAAGCUGAAAUAUAGAGGAAAUCAAACAGAGUGAAGGAAACCUGUGAAAACUUCAACUGAUACCCUUUCUUUUAUUCACUGAGCAAUAAAGCAGGUUAUUUUUUAGGUUGAGGUAACAUUAUCAUAAGGCAAUGCAAUGGGGCUGUGCAAAUGAACUAGAUUGUGUGAAUAAGACCUUGAUACAUUUUGUAUUUUGCUUUCAUAAAGCAGGAAGUUUACAAGAUUUUAAGUGAUGAAAAACAGGUAUUUUGAUCAGACAGCAUUUUUUAGCUUUGCCUAUGAGCUAUAAAAUCCUGUUAUUAGUUUGUUAUUAGUCUAAAUGGAUCUGGGCUCUUGUCCUGUGGUUUGAUAGCAAAUCAUUUAAGCUGAAGUUACAGUGUGUUCAGUAGGAGAGAUAAAUCACAGCUGCUCUCCUGAGAUUACAGCAGUAUGUUAGUCAAAGUAUGAUAAUGAUGGUGAAUCAAUUAGGAAGGGAAAAUUAACAGCACUGCUGUGUACUGGGUUACUGUGCAUUAGUGAAGCAAAAUGCAAAGUUUCUGAAGCACUGUGAUUUUCAAUAUAUUUGAAGUCUUCAUUGUAAUUUAUACUGGCAGGGCAUAUUAAGUUAAAAAAAGAACACUGGUGCCAAGUGAAAAAAUACAGUACUCUGUUUUAAAGGGGAGCUUUUCGUAUUUAUGGCAUGAUGUUAGCAGCACUCUUAAGAUGAAAAGUGAUUAAUUACCUGAAUUGAGUAACAGCUAUUUCGUGAGAACACACAGGAACACACAGUAUUUAUUAACUUACAGAAUAGCUUAAUUCUCUGAUGUUCUUUUGCAUGAAAAAUCAUUUGAUAUUCAUUGUAAGAGACAGAGGGUUUAACUAACAAACUUAUUUGGGAUAGAAGGCUGCAGGAGCACUAAAAUAUGCUUUAGCAAUAGCAUGAAGAUCAGACGUGGAUUUUCUUUACUGCACGUGCGGUACUUCCCAUGUAGCAUCUUCAGAAACAGAAAUCUCACAAGUUCUAAUUGCUGAUCCUUUAGGGAAAGACAUAUGUGUCUGUGGGCUUUUUUAAGGGAGCUGUUCUCAGAUAAUCAGAAAGUGGCGUUUUAGCGUGUGGUAGUAGCUCUUUAUCUCUGGAGAAUAGGUCAGCGCACACAGAUAGCCAAGUUGAACAUUUCUAAUGAAACAUGACCAAGUUGCACUUCUUUAAAAAUUGAAGAAGUGGCAUACAUUUUGAUAAUGGAAUAAUGGAGGCUCCCUACCCCAACUAUCAUCUCUGUUCAUGAUCAUUAAGAUGCGGAAUAUUAAGAGCAGAGCAACUGGGCGUAACAGCCGACGUCCAACAUCUGUCAUGCUGGAGUCCAUUAGUGUUCAAUUGCAUCCUAUUGUUUUUGGAUUAUUCAACCUCAUUUCAUUGUCAUUGCUUUUACUAGGGAUUAAUCAGCUGUUUACAACUACACCAAGUUUUGGAGUCAUAAUGAAAACAAUUGAGCUAUAGUUCUAAAUAAAUAUACAGUAUUCAGUCUCUAAUGAAAAAAGUUACUAAUUUAUGAAUGCUGGUAACAAUUUAAUUAAGUUUGAAAUCAAUACAGAUAAUAAAUCAUUGUGUGGCAGGAUUUUUUUUGUUUGUGUACAUCAUAAAAAGAUCAUGUGAUAUUUCCUUGUAAGUUUACAUAGUUAUGAUUUUAGUACAAUGCAAGUACAGUAAAAGAAAGAUGUUUUAGUUAUGGGGCGUGGGUAUAUUGUGGCUCCUCUGGCAUUACAGUUGGUAGCAGAAUUGAUUCCUUGCUGCCAGCAAACAGAUUUGUUUUUCACAUCCUCGUUUAUUCUUGUCACUUAUUUAGAGAUAUUACUGAAAACACACCUUUAAUUCACAUCAAAUACACAUAUGUACUUUAACAGGAUAUAUUAAAAAGGACAGUUUUCAGGUGAUUAAUAUACUUACAUGUUUUUGUGUAUAACUAUAAUAACCCAUCUAAAUAUUUUUGCAGUUAUUAGGUAAAUCCAUAGUUACAUUUUAACAGUUUAAAUAUAUUUAAAUUAUUUUAUGACUUUGAGUUUGCUGGCAGGGAAAUAUAUAAUCCCCUUUUUUCUCAAGAUACUACUCUGGUUGCAAUGUUGUGUACUUUAUACAAUAUUAAAAUUGUGAAUGCUGGAGAGUUUCUAAUAAUUUGAGUUUAUUUAUUUUGGUACCAUAUGUGCAAACCAGUGGUAUUCUUAGUAUCUUUUAGCUCUUUAGGCCAUGUAUCUUUUAGCUCCUUCUCUUGUUUCAUUAAUGCAGUUAUUCUUCUAUCCUCAAUACUUAGCCAGAGUUUUCACGUGUUUUAAUGUACAAAUACUACAAUGCACAGAGAUUUUUUUUUUCCCUGAGUUGCAACAGAUUAUCCAUUGAAAGGGUCUUUUGCUUAACUGCCCAGAGUCUUGUGGGGCCAGCCAGACACUACUCCAGAUGGCAAGUUGUUAGGGCUGGACAGAAUGGUUUCGGAAGACUUCUCACCAGAUGAAGGCUGCAAUGUUGGGAUUUUACUGUUUGGCUUUUUUUUCCCCUGUAGUUCCCAGGGUGGGAAGGUGCUGGGAUGGCAGCAGUGUGCCGCCCACCCACCUGCUACCACCUGUUCAGCUCUUGCAGUUUCUAUAAAGCCUCGAGUUGUCCACUUGACACAAUCGUUGCUGGCCGGCAGAGCCAAGCAAAGAGACAUCUCUCUUAGGAAGUCACGGCUUCAGAGCGCAACCCUUCACCAUCGCAAAAUCCUCUCCUCAACUGAAUCAGGACUUCUCUCAUUUGAAACAGCCAUUUGGAGCUGUUGUGCCUUUAAUCCAGUAAGAUCCUUCUUGGAUUCAACAGACUGUUUUCUUCAGUAACAUACAUUUUGAGAAUGGAGAUUUCAUUGUUUUCUCUCUCUCUUAGAGAUUAAAGAAAUUAAAAGAAUGAAAGCGUAAGACAUAAAAAUGCUUCAUUUUUUCUUUCAACGAUAAGAAACGAUUUUCAGACAUUUCCAGAAGGAUUUUUAUUUUAUUAUAUUUAUUUUUUUAGAAGCCAAGAAAAAUACUCCAUCAUUUAUAUGGGAAGCAGAUUCAAGUGGUACGAGGGUUACUCCACGAGUGCUUUCCUUAGCGCUUUUUUGAAAGAGAAUUUUUGCUGGGUGAUUUUUGUGUGUGUGAAAGUGAAGCUGCAUCAAAUAUGAAAACCUGUAAAUCCAGUCACCUGGACUCAGCUGUGGAGCCGGACUCGCAGUGCAGGAGCGGGGCAGGCUGUGCUGUGAAGUGCAGCUCGGAAAGGAUGGAGAACGCUGCCAAGAGGAGGCUGGCUGCCAAUGCCCGCGAGAGGAGGCGCAUGCAGGGGCUGAACACGGCCUUCGAUCGCUUGAGAAAGGUGGUUCCGCAGUGGGGGCAGGAUAAGAAACUGUCCAAGUAUGAGACCCUGCAGAUGGCUCUGAGCUACAUCAUGGCUCUGACCAGGAUCCUUGCUGAAGCUGAGAGGUUCAGCACUGAGCGAGAGUGGCUCAGCCUGCACUGUGAGCACUUCCCUGGCGACAGCUGCCACCACUACCCGGCACAGAAACCCGCGGCGGACGGCAGUCCUUACACACAGAGGGUGUUCAGCUACCACCCCGAGCACUUCCAGAUAGCUAAUUAGAACUUGUUGCCAGCUAAGAGUAUGCAGCAGGCCAGAUGUGUAAUUUAAUAAUUAGCAAGAGUUAAUCUGCUUGACUAAGGUAAUAUUGGCAUUAUAAUAGCUCAUUCUUGUUUGCGUCUUAUAGUCAUUUGACAAAAUAAAUUUGCUCUGAGAACAUAAAGUCAAAAGGCAUUUAAAAUGAAUUAAUUUAUUUAAUGCUGGUGGAAAUUAUACUUUUAAUUUGAAAUAUUUCUGACAAUUGUUUCCUAGUUUAUCUAGUGUAUUUAAUGCUUUAAUUAAAGAAGUUUUUGAGGUUUUUUUUUACUGUGAUGAAUCAUGACAGUAUUUCUACAGAUCAUGGGACAAGUUGACCCAUGGUGUAAUUGAUUAGAAUAGCACCAGAAAUUAACCUUAUUUCAUGUUUUUUCUUUUUAUGUCAGCCUUAAAGUUGUUCUUUAGUGUCUUUUUGCAUAAAUGGUUCACAUGGAAAAAGUUUUAUAAUGUAUUGGAGUUCUAGUCCUCAGAGAACUAACUUUCUUAAACUUUGUAAGUUUGACAUAUGGGUUCCAAAGUUGUGUAGGUUUGCUUUAAUCCAAUUUAUGGUGUCUCUUGUAUGCUCGAAAAAGAGCUGGUUUCGAGUCAUGGAAGGAAUGUUUUAUUUUCAGUGAUUGUAAAAACACGUGUGAUUGUAUACCAUAAAUGAGAAUGCUUGUGUGAAAAUAAUCUAAGCUUCUAGAUUUUUGUAGGCUUUAAAUAAUGGGAUUUUAUUUUUUAAUCUUAUGUUAUCUGGAAACAAUAACAGAUUUUGUAAAUCUUAAAUAAAGUGGUUUAUAUGCUAUGUCCUCACCAAAUAUCUGAAAUUCCUACCCUAGGAAUUACUUACUAGUGGAUUUUCUACCCCAAACAUUACACAACUUCUAUCACAAUCCUGGCAGUUUAAUGUGCUGAAGAAACAACCAACAAAUUAUAUUUUCUUCCCAGUUUCAGCAAGGAGUGUAUUUUAUGUGCGAAUUUGGGGAAGAAAUGAUGGAGCAUUUUUGCAGAGCAGUUGAGUUCAGUUUCAGCCCUGGUGAUGUGCUGAGUGGCCUUUUGUUUACUUGCACUUUCACAUGUAGGGGAUAGAGGGGUCCGGGGGGAAAAGGCAGAAGAGGAAAGGAGGUUGGGAAGAUGAAGACACGAGGGAGGAAGCAGAGGUGGGGGAAGCAGACAUGUCUGUAGCAGGGUGCAGAGCCUGCGGCAGCAGCUCACUGUCCGUGCCUGCUGUGGUGGCAGCAGGCUGUGGAGCUGAAGGGUUCUGCUGCUGCUGCUGAGGGGAGAUUCCGGAGAAAAGCCCUCCCUGGUGUUAGCCCAGAGAGGAGGAGGAGGAGACGAGCUGCUGUCCCACAACAGCUGCUGGUGGAUUUCCAGCAGGGAAGGCUUGCUGGUUCCCUGCUGGCUGCUGCCAUGUCUCAUAUUUUAGGAUUCUUUCAAAUGACAAAUGAAUAGCUUUGAUAGGAGUUAUUUUCGACAAUUAAGCAGCUUUCAGAGAAGAACAAAGGCACGAAGAGGAACUAAGCCGUGUUUGGGGGGAGAGGGACUGUGCUUUAGGGGCCGUUCAGAGCAGAGUCUGCCCUCCCUGUGUGUCUGUCUCUGGCUGAUGUUCCGCCCGGUCACUGUUCAGGCUCCUGCCUUCCCUGCCCUGCGAGCUGACCGUGCCUGCCACGGGGGCUGGGUUCAGGCUGGCUUAAACACACUGUGUAUUCCGAGCAGGUCUCUCCUUUAAACACUGCCACUCAGGAAUGGGGUUUUAAAUGCAUAUUUAGCCUCUUUAAAGGUAAUGAAUAGUGUUAAUUAUUAAAAUGUGGGCUUUCUCUUCCUGUGAAUUACGUUAGAUCUUUAUCGGCAAGCAGAAAGUGGAUUCAACCUCAGCGAUAUGAAGUCAUGUUAUUCAGUAGAAUUAUUGUUGUCCAUCAUAUAGUCAAGUUAAUACUGUGUGAAUAUUACUUACCAUUAAGUGGCAGUUUAUGUAUGUGAUAACAGUGAAUACAGUUCUUAAUUAAAUGAUGUGCUCUCUUACCCUCGUGUGUUAGCUGUAAACCUCAGGUGGACACAGUCUCGCCUGCACUGCUAACAGCAGUGGGUUUUCCGUACUGAAACAGGAAUUGCAUCCAAAUAAGUAAUGUGAUUAUAUGAUACAGAAAGCUUGCCUAAAGCUGAGGUGCAAAGUGGAAUACAGUAGAACAGGAAAAAUGCCAGAGUAGAGUGCAAGAACACUAUUGAUGCUUCUGCACUACUGGCAUGAUUUGUUUUUGUGAGACAUGACAUUGCAGUAAUUCAGGUAAAAGUACUUAACAGCCAUUUCUCUUCCAAUUUUGUUUCUUCUGUGCAGCUUUGUACUUUAUUUUCUCCUGCAUAUGAUGAUAUAGUUAAAAAAAUAAUGGACUAGUGUGCAGGGAAUGAUUAAAUGGUAAUAAACUCUCAUAAAGAGGAACAAAGCAACACAAACCAUAAAAUAUCUGUGCUCAUGUUACCAAAAGUUCUUAAGAAUUGAAAUUGAAGUCCUGCAAAGUACUUCAGUGCAGUAUGUAGGUAAUGAGCACUUAUAAAUCAGGUCACGGUAUCAAUCUCUGCUUCUGAUCAAUAUGGUUAAGGUUAUAUUCCCCUGUAAUCCCUAUUCUCUUAGAUUUUGUUGUGCUAAUGGGACCUGAAUGUUUAUUGAUACCUUUAUUUAUAAUUAAUAAUAUUGCUGCUGGGAAAAUUGUGAUUUUAUCUAAUGCUGUACUGGUUUUGUUUCUUGGGAGGGUGCAGUGCUGAAGUUGGGAUUUUCAGUUUACUGUAGUAGUGAAGGGAGCAGGGUAAAUUCUGUGUAGUGCACAGACAGCUGUCUAUUGAUUAUCUGUCAAAGCCUUUUGGGGAGUGAGUUGAGGUGAUGGGAAAGUUAGAUCAUUAAAAAUUCUGAGUGCAGUUUGAAAAGCAGAUAAUAUCCAAGCUGGUUGAGACUUCUCAAACAAAACAACUAUUCAGUAAAUCAUUGAUUUCUUUUAAUAGCUUUCCUUUACAAAUACUUCAGUGAUAUUUGUGAAAUGUAAAAGUGAUAGUUUGACUUGGGUUUGAUUAUUGCUCCCAGAUAUUUGUUCCCCACUCACUUUUUGAUGCUGGUCAGGUAAUGACUCUGAGCCACCUUCUGUACUGGACUUUGCUGGUGUGGGCAUUUCAUGCUCCCUCCCCUUAUAUAAUCAUGGCUUCUGUUAGGCCUCCAAAUAGGCCAGAGCUUAGAUGCUCAGAGCUUGGUGUGUUCUCAGAGGCUGAGCUUUGUCUGCCCAUAAAUCUUUGCCCCACUGAACAGUGCAGUGCAAAUCUGAAAUACUUUUGUUUGUACUAUCAGUACUACAUCUGGUCCAUCUGUCCAGUUAUCACUGUAAUUGUAGAACCACGUUAUUGUGGGAGCUUUGAGGAUGACAAAUGCUUGCUUCAUUAAAAAUGUCUUGCAUACUCUACAUAUAUGUGUUUCACUAUUGCAACUCACUGUGAAUUCCAUGAACUGUUUGUGGGAAAUUAACCUCUAUUUUUCUGAAAGGACUUUCUGCAGGGUUUUCUAUUUGAAGCUACAGGUACUGUGCUUUUGUGAUUCUUCUAAUCGUAUCACCCUGUUUUGACAUGCCCAGAGUUAUUUUUGGGCUUGGAACUAGAGUAGCAUUUUUAACUGCAGUGACUUUGCAGCAGCUGAAAGCAGAAUUAGGGUAGCACAUUCCCAAAA